GGCUGCCGAGCCGAGCGGCGGCACCGACUGAGCGGAGGCCUGGGUGAGCGCGGCCCGACGGACGCAGGCGGCCCGACAAACUGGGCGUUCGGGCGGAGGGACGCUGGGGCCUGACUCGGGGGCGGCUACACCUGCUGGAAUGGAUACAGCGAGUUUUAAAAGUUGGUCAGACUGAAGAGGUUGAAGUGAGAGAGCCACAGAAACAAAGGCAAGCAGACAGACGGUGAAAGGCCUACCAGCAGCUCAAUGGCCUCCCCAAAGAAGAAACUUCAGGGUCUUGUGGCUGCAACCAUCACGCCAAUGACUGAGAAUGGAGAAAUCAACUUUUCAGUAAUUGGUCAGUAUGUGGAUUAUCUUGUGAAAGAGCAGGGAGUGAAGAACAUCUUUGUGAAUGGCACAACAGGAGAAGGCCUGUCCCUGAGCGUCUCAGAGCGUCGCCAGGUUGCAGAGGAGUGGGUGACAAAAGGGAAGGACAAGCUGGAUCAGGUGGUAAUUCACGUAGGAGCACUGAGCUUGAAGGAGUCACAAGAGCUGGCCCAACAUGCAGCAGAAAUAGGAGCCGAUGGCAUUGCUGUCAUUGCACCGUUCUUCCUCAAGCCAUGGUCCAAAGAUGUCCUGAUUAAUUUCCUAAAGGAAGUGGCUGCUGCUGCCCCUGCUCUGCCAUUUUAUUACUAUCACAUUCCUGCCUUGACAGGAGUAAAGAUUCGUGCUGAGGAGUUGUUGGACGGGAUUCAAGAUAAGAUCCCUACCUUCCAAGGGCUGAAAUUCAGUGAUACAGAUCUCUUAGACUUCGGCCAAUGUGUUGAUCAGAAUCGCCAGCAACAAUUUGCUUUCCUUUUUGGAGUGGAUGAGCAACUGUUGAGUGCUCUGGUGAUGGGAGCAACUGGAGCAGUGGGCAGUACCUAUAACUACCUGGGAAGAAAGACAAGCCAGAUGUUGGAGGCUUUCGAAAGAAAGGACUUCUCUUUAGCCCUGAACUAUCAGUUUUGUAUCCAGAGAUUUAUCAAUUUUGUGGUUAAACUAGGUUUUGGAGUGUCACAGACCAAAGCCAUCAUGACUCUGGUCUCUGGGAUUCCAAUGGGCCCACCCCGGCUUCCACUGCAGAAAGCCUCCAGGGAGUUUACUGAUAGUGUUGAAGCUAAACUGAAGAGCCUGGAUUUCCUUUCUUUCUCUGAUCUAAAGGAUGGAAACUUGGAAGCUGGUAGCUAGUGCCUCUCUAUCAAAUCAGGGUGUGUACCUUGAGACAUAAUCUACCUUAAAUAGUGCAUUCUUUUCUCAGGGAAUUUUAGAUGAACUUAAAUAAACUCUCCUAGCAAAUGAAAUCUCACAUCAAUCAAAAAGCAUUUGGGUACCCAAUAUGAGCAUUAAAAAGCUGUGGUGUUUUUUUUUUUUUUUUUUUGAAAGGGCAAAAACUCUCAGAAUCACAACUGUCAGCAUUCAUUUCACAAAAUUUUUUGUGGAAAAAUUUCUGUUUAUAUGGAUGAAAUGGAAUCAAAAUUGUAAUUGAUUAAUUCCAUCUGUCUUUAGGAACUCUCAUCAUCUCAAUUUCUGGUUCCUAAUCCUAUUUUAAAGUUGUCUAAUUUUAAACCAGUAUAAUAUGUCUUCAUUUGAAUACUCAUUUGCAAUCUAGGAAAACACUGAGCUACUGCAUUUAGGCAGGCACUUUAAUACCAAACUAUAACAUGUCUCAGCUAUAUACAACUACAAAUACACUAGCUCAUUUGGCUGCUCUGUUUAACUCUAGAAUGGAUGCUUCUGAAUUCAUUUCGAAGUCACCACUUUCCCCUUUUGAAAAACACUGGGUCAGGUGAGGACUUGUUUCAAUUCCUUUAACUAAGGAAAGGGUAGCUUUCUUGUAACAAAGGAAGAGGUCUUCCCCAAAGAUGAAUUUAAGUCUCCACUUUUUGUUAUGCAGAAAACUCAAAACUCAAAGUUUCAGCAAACCAAAGGGCUCUUCCUCUAGGGGACCACAGAUUUCCCCUUCCUCCACUGAGAAGACUGUCUCUCCCACAGGACCCUGAAUCAUUGAAAUCAAAAGCCAAUUUCCUUUCUGCAGUAAGCCCAGGGGCUACUGUUAUUACCCUGUCACACUUUCAAGCAGUUACUUUUCUUUAGUGAUAGAAGAUUUGGGGAGGACCCAAAGGACUCAGCUUUCUCUCCACACCUCCUUUUUUACUCUUUUCUUUCUGUGUAAUAUAUCAACACCUGUUUAAUCUCCCUUCUAACAAACUUUGGUGUAAGCUUUCUGAUACCAAAGUGUAUUAACAGUUAAUCCUUAUUGAUUUUAAACUUGACUAUCCAGUCUGCUAAUUACCUACGAUUUUGUUUUCAUUUCAUCUCUAAUUGUUUUGAUCAUUGGCAGAGAAAGAGUAUUUGAAAUUCAUAUCCAUUUUGCUCCUUAUUUUAAUCUCUUUGAAUUAAAAACUUUUUCAAAAAGCAAAUUUGAAAUUGUAAGUGGACUUCAAUUAUCUUUGCUAAUCCUCUCUUUAAUUAAAAGUUGUUGUAUUUAUAUAUCCUUGACCCUCUUUUUUACCUUUGUAGCUGUUAAGAAGAAGAAAAUGAGUUUCUUGUUAGUUUUUGGUUCUGAGGAUGUGAUACCCUUACUUAAUGAUACUAAAGCCAAAUUAAUUUUUUAAAUUCUUGGGUAUCCAAUAAACAAAGAACUAUCUUUCUACUUUUGUUUUUGUGAAGCCAAUGCUUGGAGGAUUUUUAAGAUGAUUAAUGAGCUUUUGUGAACAUAAAGAGAAAUAUGCUUUUAAAAUGACCAGGUCUGAGUUUAGCUCUGUUGAUAUCUAGUAGCUUAGAAAUGAAUAUUAUAUAGCAGUAGGCUAUUAAUAGUGCAUUUAACAAGUAAAACUUUGGAAUACUAUGAA
Molecule: messenger RNA, 2873 nt
Organism: Cebus imitator (Panamanian white-faced capuchin)
Lineage: Eukaryota; Metazoa; Chordata; Mammalia; Primates; Cebidae
Gene: NPL
Product: N-acetylneuraminate pyruvate lyase
Exons: 13
Coding region: 247-1209 (320 amino acids)
Biological process (GO): carbohydrate metabolic process; N-acetylneuraminate catabolic process
Molecular function (GO): N-acetylneuraminate lyase activity; 4-hydroxy-tetrahydrodipicolinate synthase activity
Source: RefSeq, a predicted model, not a curated record